AAGACCAAGGCGAGGGCUGCGGGGACGGUAUAUUGAUCACCAUGGCCGCUGGCUUCGUCGCUCGUUUUCCCAAAGUUUUCUUCAGCAAAAACUUCCCCAAAGCUCUCAUCGCAUCGAAGAGUCGUCAGGGGCCACGGCAUGUUUAUACACUGACGGGUUUGAGAUCACUGACCCGAUAUGAUGAAACAACUGUAAAUGUUGAUUGGCAAAAGAAGCUAACCCCUGAGCAAUACUAUGUAACUCGAGAAAAGGGAACAGAACUGCCUUUCAGUGGAAUCUAUCUGAAUAAUACUGAACAAGGAAUAUAUCAUUGUGUGUGCUGCAAUGCUGCACUGUUCAGCUCUGAAACCAAGUACGAUUCUGGCACUGGUUGGCCUUCUUUCUGGCAAGUUUAUGGUACAGUGGACAGUGACGAAACCAACACCAAUGCACUACGCCGACCAGAUAACUCUAUGGGAUCAACUGGAACAGAAGUUAUCUGUAAAAAGUGCGAUGCACACCUUGGCCAUGUGUUUGAUGAUGGACCAGAACCUACAGGACAUCGAUUUUGCAUCAACAGCAUUGCAUUAACUUUCAAACCCAAGUCAACAGAAUGAUUUCUAACAGAACACUGUAUAGUAAUUUGUUUUGUAAUAACUGGUUUAACCUAGACUGAUGACCCAGCAGUGACAAUUCCAUAAAUUCACACCACUGUUUGCUUCCCUAGUGGCUUCUUCUGAGUGGUACUUCAAAGUAUUUAUUGUGCAUUAACAGAAAAGGCAAAUUAUAUGCAUCAGUGUUUGUGUCAAGGUAUUACAGAGACACUCUUCAAAGAUCAAGCAAACAUUGUUUGUCGGUAUUUACAGUGUUUGAUCCACUAGCCAUAUAAUUUUGUAAGAAAUUAACGUUAAAUUAAUAAAGUGAUUUUAUUUAAUGCAAAUAAUGUUUAAAAUAUCAUAAAAAUAUUACAUGAUCAGAUACAGAAUAUAAAAUGUUAGUGAUACACUGAUAUAAAAUAAUAGGUUAAUGUUUUGAAUAGAUAUCCUUCAUCAGAAUGCAAUGCUAGCUAUAAUAUUGUAUUCUCACUUCUUUUUGAAUUGCCUAAAUGAUGGGCCUUUCUUAAAUUUGCAGAUUUCCUCUUUACCUUUGCAGUAUUAAACUUUGGUCUCCCAGCCUAAAGUAACCCACAUUUAAGAAGUCUUGUAGAUGCCUUCUUGUUUGCAAUAACAACAUUUUCUAUGUGGUAUUCAAAACCAAAAAUUCAAUUUCAAAUGUAUUAUUCAAAUUAUUCUUACAACUGAAAUUUCCUAGUUACCAAGAGAAUCCAUGACCCAUCA
Molecule: messenger RNA, 1316 nt
Organism: Hemiscyllium ocellatum (epaulette shark)
Lineage: Eukaryota; Metazoa; Chordata; Chondrichthyes; Orectolobiformes; Hemiscylliidae
Gene: msrb2
Product: methionine sulfoxide reductase B2
Exons: 5
Coding region: 42-596 (184 amino acids)
Biological process (GO): protein repair; response to oxidative stress
Cellular component (GO): cytoplasm
Molecular function (GO): peptide-methionine (R)-S-oxide reductase activity
Source: RefSeq, a predicted model, not a curated record